Molecule: messenger RNA, 2018 nt
Organism: Arabidopsis lyrata subsp. lyrata
Lineage: Eukaryota; Viridiplantae; Streptophyta; Magnoliopsida; Brassicales; Brassicaceae
Product: sarcoplasmic reticulum histidine-rich calcium-binding protein-like
Exons: 2
Coding region: 146-1018 (290 amino acids)
Source: RefSeq, a predicted model, not a curated record
UUUGUUUUUAAUUAGAUUGGAUCAUUAUUGCUUUUGAUUUGAGUGUUAUACAUCUUGGUUUCUUUGUGUGUGUCUGUUUUUUCACUGGUGUUUCAUCUAUGAACUGUAUUCUAACAUUUCUCUCUUUUGUUUCAGGUGAACUAAGAUGGGCAAUCGUAAAAACAAGCGUGUAACCAAAAAGACAAGGGACUUGGAAGAGGUGUUAGAAGAGAACAUUGCUCAAGGACAUGCGGCAGAUAUAGAGACUGAAGAAGCUGGUCAUGAUUUACUGAAUGGAGCUGGUAAUGAUGUAGUUAAUGAAGCUGGUAAUGAUGUAGGUACUGGAGCUGCAGGUAGCCUGAAUGAAGAAGAUGAGUUAGAAGAGAACUCUGAAGAACAGGCGGCAGAUGAGGAGAAUGAAGAACUUGGUAAUGAUGUAGUUAAUGGAGAUGAUGAGCAAACACAGAAUGUGCCUGAAGAACAGGCGGCAGAUGAGGAGAAUGAAGAACUUGGUAAUGAUGUAGUUAAUGGAGAUGAUGAGCAAACACAGAAUGUGCCUGAAGAACAGGCGGCAGAUGAUGAUAUAGUUGCUGAACCAAAGCGUAAAAAGCAACGAGGACCAACGAAGAUGAAACACAUCGCCAAGGAUCCAAAUGAAAAGCAACAUGUUGACUUCACUGAUAUGGGAGAACAUUGUGGCCCAGGGUCAGUGCUGUUAUCAUCAUACUUGGGUCCGUUAGUACGGGAACAUGUUCCUGUCAUAAUCGACACUUGGAAAAAAGUUGGUGAAGAUAUCAAAACUGUUCUGUGGAAAUCUAUUGAGGCAAGGUUUGACAUUGACGAAGACUAUAAGAAGACUGCUGUGUUUAAGCAGAUGGGAUGUCUCUGGAGAGCCUCCAAAUCACGUCUGGUGAGCAAGGUUAGGAAAGCUAGAACCAUGAAAGAUAGGAUGAGUCUGCGACCGAAUAAUGUACCUCCAACAGCAUGGCGUCUCUUUGUCAAAGCCAAGACUAGUAACGCCUUCAAGGUAUUCACUUAGUUGUCUUUGUUUAUUGGCCUGUAGAAUACUCACCUUUUUUUUCAUUCUAAUUCAGGUUGUAAGUGAUUCAUUUAAGGCAAGAAGGAAGAAGCAGAUACCUCACACUUGUGGGCGUAAAGGAAUGGUCAGAUUGAGAGAAGAAUUGGUAAAGAGUAGCUCAGAACCAUCUAAGAUCACAAGGCUAAAAGUUUGGGUCAAGUCGCGUACUAGGAAGGAUGGUACGCCUGUAAAUAUUACUGCUGCUGAAAAGAUUGUAAGUAUUGACUUUACCUAUCAGUAUGAUUUUAGAAAUUGGAUAUCCUGCUUGGUCCACCUUAUGAUCUGUAAUUGUGUUUGCAGCAAAAGGCAAAAGAGAUAGACACUGAAAGUCUUAAUGAUUCAACGACAACGAAUCCAAAGGAAGAUAUGCUUACACAGAUUUUGGGACCUGAUAAUCCUGGAAGAUUGAGAGCAAUGGGUAGAGGUAUGAGCUUGACAAAAUUGGCUUGUUUCCAAGUCAAGAGCAAAUGUAUGGCUGCAAUGGAAGAAAAGCAGAUUCGUUUGCAGAAAAAGGUUCAUGAGUUAGAGCAGAUCUUAUUACAGAGACAAGGGUCUGACAUCGGUGAAAACUCGAUUCAUAGAGUAUGUACCAACUAUUUAUAUAUUGCCUUUGUUUAUAUUUAUGAGUUGAUUUCUCAUUGUUUGUUUUUCAUGUAGAGUGUAAACACCAAAUCACUUCCCAAGUGUUAUUUGGUUGACUGGUCCUGUCCUGAUGAGAAUGUCGCUGAGGGACGUGUUGUUUCUUAUGAUGAGGAUGAGUUGGUGAAUGGAAUUCCUUUAGGGCCUAACUCUGUCAAGGUUUUAGUUGAAUUAGUUACUAAACCAGAAGCAUUUCUCUGGAGACCUGCACCUGACAUGUUUACUCUUGAGGAUGCACUUGGCGAAAUGGUUGCAUGGGAUGCUGAUUACUGUAUUGUUCCAACUGAUGGUAGUAUACCAGAAAACAUAGCACCUAAGGUUA